Messenger RNA from Phoenix dactylifera (date palm), 2081 nucleotides. The record is from RefSeq and is a predicted model, not a curated record. NCBI's taxonomy places the organism in Eukaryota, Viridiplantae, Streptophyta, Magnoliopsida, Arecales, Arecaceae.
UCAUGGACCACGAAGAACCCCCCUGGACCACGGCAUCGCGGUCCAGGCUGUGGCCGCGACACCGUGGACCGCAGCAUUGCGGUCCACGAUGCCUCCUCUCUCGCCACGGGUGAGACAGAGGGAGGAUCUCUCUCUGUUACAGAGAGAUCCUCCCUCUGAUCAAGCUGCGACACCGUGGACCGCACCACCACGGUCCACGGUGCCUCCCCUUACAGAGAGAGAGGAUCUCUCUCUGUUACAGAGAGAGAGGAUCUCUCUGUAACAGAGAGAGAGGAUCUCUCUCUAUAACACAGAGAGAUCCUCUCUCUGUAUGCUUAAUGAUCUCGCGGUCCACGGUGGACCGCGAGAUCCUCUCUCUGUUGCAGGGAGGAAGUUCUCGUGGACGGCGAGCUCUUUUCCCUCUCUGUUACAGAGGGAGAGAGAGAGAGAGAACAGAGAGAGACAUCUCUGUUACAGAGAGAGAGAUUUCCCUCUGUGGUUCGGGUGGACCAAAUUUUUCCUCUCUCUUCGGGUGGACCAAGUUUUUCCUCUCUCUGUUACAGAGAGAAAGAUAGAUUUGUAUUUAGAAUUUUAAUGGAGUUUGGUAAUAUUAUUGUUGCCUUCUAACUUAUGAUUGGAUCAUUUUCUGUCAGGUACUAUCACCUAGUGGCUCAGAAAUUUGCAAUCUCCAUUGCACUUUGAAGCUUUAAGAAGUAUGGGCAGCAUUGACAAUAGUUCUGAGGAGAAUUAUUCCAGUGAAGAUGAGAUAGUUGAUAAUGAUAAUUAUAAUAUUCUACUAACUGCAACUGUUGGUAUGGUUACUGAAUAUUACACAAAAUAUAUUGAAAAGGAGCCUUGUAGGACCUCUUAUCAAACUGGAUACAAGUUUGUAUCAGAAAUUUUACAUGGCAAUCCAUAUAGAUGCCAACAACAAUUUCGAAUGGAAAAACAUGUAUUUAUUAAUCUGUGCAUGGAAUUGAAAAUCAAAUAUGGUUUAAAGGCUUCUAGAUAUAUUCCUGUUGAGGAGCUGGUGUCUAUGUUUUUGAUGAUUCUAGGACAUGGGUUUGGGAAUAGGAUGGUUCAAGAAAGAUUUCAACAUUCCGGAGAAACAGUUAGUAGAUAUUUCACCCAUGUUUUAAAUGCUGUUUUAAGGAUGUCCAAGGAUAUUAUUACCCCGCUGGAUAAAGAGUUCAAAAAUAUUCCAAGUAAAAUCCGCGAUGAUCAUCGUUGGUGGCCUUAUUUUAAGGACUGCAUUGGAGCAAUUGAUGGCACCCAUAUACCAGUGAAAAUUUCUCCAUCCAAACAAGUACCAUAUAUUGGCCGAAAAGGGAUUCCUACACAAAAUGUUAUGGCUUGUUGUGAUUUUGAUAUGCGUUUCACUUUUGUUUGUGCUGGAUGGGAAGGUACUGCUCAUGAUACUCGUAUUUUUUUAGAUGCUAUACACAGAAAAGAGCUCCAAUUUCCACACCCACCUAGAGGUAAAUAUUAUUUGGUGGAUGCAGGAUAUCCUCACAUGUUGGGAUAUAUGGGGCCUUACAAAGGGGAGAGGUAUCAUUUACCAGAUUUUCGACGUGGAAGUCAACCAAAGGGUAUGCAUGAAAUCUUUAAUCAUGCACAUUCCUCCCUGAGAUGCACUAUUGAGAGGACAUUCGGAUGCUGGAAAAGUAGAUGGAGAAUGUUGAGUACCAUGCCCAACUUUUCUUAUCAUAAACAAGUCCAAAUUGUGGUGGCUUCCAUGGCUAUUCAUAAUUUUAUUAGAAAUCAUGCAAUCAAAGAUUUGGAGUUUCAGCCUUAUGAUGAUAAUGAGGAUCUACUCCCUUCUGAUUGUUUAGAGAUUAAUGAACCACAGGAAGAACUGAGUGCAGAGCAAAGCCAAAUAUUGGGUAACCGUGAGAUGGAUAUUCUGCGUGAUCAUAUUGCUUCUCAACUUAUAGCUCGUUGACUUUUGAGUGCAGUGCAAUUCCACAUGUUGUUUUAUUUUGUAUUUGACCAAACAUGAAUGUUCGUUGUAUUUUUGUUGCUACUACGUCAACAAUGUAAAAAAGUAUGAACAAGGUAAAGUUAGAGAGGAUGGAUAUUAACUAUGUGCAAUCCUUGAUUAA